Molecule: messenger RNA, 5937 nt
Organism: Closterium sp. NIES-65
Lineage: Eukaryota; Viridiplantae; Streptophyta; Zygnematophyceae; Desmidiales; Closteriaceae
Source: the annotation of a GenBank genome assembly
AUGGCUAGCCCUACAGUUCUCUCGUUCGAUUCUGAGGGCCGCCCGAUUAAGUUUGAUACCUGGCUCGAUGAUCUGCACCUGUUCCUCCAGCUCACUGCCAGAGAGGAUAUCUCGCUGUACGAUCACGCACUAGGCACAGUCCCUGCUCCUGCUACUACUGCUACCGCUACUGCUCGCUCGCAGUGGCAGACUCGCGAUGCCCACGCCCGCUUUGCUAUUCGCAACUCCCUGCCAGUAGAUGAGCGUGAGCACUUCGGCCAGCAUCAGACCGCGCAGGCCCUGUACACUGCUGUAGUUGCGCGCUACUCCUCCCCGGCCUCAGCUGCACUAGGCCGUCUCUCCCUUCCCUACCUGUUCCCCGACCUGUCCGCUUUCCACACAGUCGCUGACCUCAUCACUCACCUCCGUACUAGUGAUGCCCGCUUCCGUGCAGCCAUGCCCGCUGAGUUUCUUGCCUCCAACCCUCCCCCGCUCUGGCUCACUCUCUACCACCUAGUCACCCGCCUCCCUGACACUCUGCGUACAGUUAGGGACCACUUCCUAGCUCGCUGCCCCACUGAGCUCACCAUUACCGCCCUAGAGAAGGAACUACUUGCAGCUGAGAAGAGUAUUGUAGCUGUAGGUGCCUCUCGUGGCGACCCCCGCACCCCUUUCUUCGAGGGGUGUUCCCCCUCCCCCCUCCUCCCCUCUGUCGCCUCUGCUGCUGCUGUCGACCUUCUUGGUGCUGAGCAGGUCGGCUCUGCGUCCGCUCCCAGCGGGCGCCGCAGCGGCAAGGGCAGGGGAGGCAAGGGCGGUGGGGGUGACGGCGGGGGAGGCGGUGGUGGGGGUGGUGGCAGCGGCGGGGGCGGUGGCGGGGCUGGAGGGGCUAGUGGCAGCGGUGGGGGUGGUGGAGGCAGCGGCGGCGGCGGUGGCCGGGGUGGUGGCGGUGGUGGUGGCGGCAGUGGACGUGGCGGCGGCAGGGGCGGUGGUGGUCGUGGUGGAGGCGGCGGUGGUGGUCGUGGAGGCUCUGGCACUGGCCAGAGUGCGCAGCACCCUCAGUCCUCCCAGGAGCUUCGUGAGUGGUACUUACAGCACGGGGGUGGGGGGGGUAGCCUUAGCUGCACGUACGUCAUCCGCACUGGUCGCCGCAAGGGACAGACGUGCGGGAGGGCGCACACUGCGCAGCGCUGCUUCUCUCGCCUAGAUGACGCGUGGCGUGCUCAGUUUCCUGACGCUCCUGAGCUCCCUCAGUGGGCUGAUCUCCUCAAGAAGGAUAUCGAUAUCUAUGCUCUUGAUUUUGAUGUUAUUCUCAAAGCAAUGUAUGCAUUGACUAUUAGUGGAGAGGAGGACCAGUACCUGAGUGUUCCGCCUGACCCAGGCAUCCGCACGAGUGAGGCUGCCGCCCUAGGUGCUUGCGUGUCUGCUACCCCAGGUACUGGUGAGGCUACUGCUCUAGGUGCGUGUGUGUCCGCCACCCCAGUCGCUGUCUCGCUCGCUGACCCCUCUGGGGGUCCGGUCAUUGCGACCUCCUCCACUGUCCUUCCUUGUCCUGCUGUCCCGUCGGGCACACUGUCAGGUCUCCACCUCCCCUCGUUCUCUACGAACUUGGUGGCGGGUUGUGCGCUUCACGAUGGGGGUGUUCACCAGUUCACCCCUGCCUACGAGCGUGUGACACACUGCACGUGUGCUCGGACGGGCCGUCACCUGGCUACCUUCACUCGGCAGCCGGGGUCGGACCUGUACACACUGACCACUGAGUCCCCUCAGGUAGCGGCGUCUGCGUCUGCGUCUGCGUCAGGUCAGCUCUCUGCCCCCUGCUCGUGUCGCUCUCUAGCGCACAAGACUGUCCUCUGGCACCACCGACUUGGUCACCCGUCAGUGCAGCGCCUUCGGGGCAUGCACGCCCGGUACCUUGUCUCUGGUCUUCCUCGGGUACUCCCUCCCCUCCCACCCUCCCUUGCUCCUCCUUGUCUUCCCUGUGUCGAGGGGCGGCAGCGCGCUGCCCCUCACUCCUCCUCGUUCCCCCCGACGACUGCUCCUUUGCAGACGCUCCACAUGGACGUGUGGGGCCCAGCCCGCGUCCGUGGUCAGGGCCAGGAGAGGUACUUCUUGAUCGUCGUUGACGACUACUCGCGCUACACCACGGUCUUCCCCUUGCGCACCAAGGGUGAAGUCCCUGAUGUUCUGAUCCCCUGGAUCAGCAGAGCACGUCUUCAGCUGCGAGAGCGUUUUCGCUCGGAGUUUCCUGUUCUGCGCUUGCACUCUGACAGAGGUGGCGAGUUCUCCUCCGACCUCUUGGCAGCCUACUGUGCCGAGCACGGCAUUCGCCAGUCGUUCACGCUCCCGGCCUCUCCACAGCAGAAUGGGGUUGCUGAGCGCCGCAUUGGCUUGGUCAUGGAGGUCGCUCGUACCUCCUUAGUCCACGCGGCUGCCCCCCACUUUCUGUGGCCGUUUGCGGUCCGGUACGCUGCGCAUCAGCUCAACCUCUGGCCCCGUGUCUCCGCUCCGGAGACCUCGCCCACACUGCUGUGGACGGGGGAGGUUGGCGAUGCGUCACGCUUCCGUGUCUGGGGAUCCCGAGCUUUUGUUCGCGACACGUCUGCGGACAAGCUCUCCUCCCGCACUGCUCCCUGUGUCUUUCUUGGCUUUGUCCCGGAUGCGUCUGGCUGGCAGUUUUACCACCCCGCCUCGCACCGAGUCUUCCCCUCUCAGGACGUCACUUUUGACGAGUCCGUGCCCUUCUACCGCCUCUUCCCCUACCGCACUGCCCCGCUCCCUCCCCCGCCUCUCUUCCUCGCGCCAGGUGCUGCAGUGGUAGACCCCCUUCCCCCUCAAGGUGCCGCUCCCUCAGGUGUCUCUCAGGUAGACCCGGUUGAGCCUGCCGAGGUAGCUGUCGACUCGCGUCCUGCUAGAGGUGCUGAGCCUGAGCGUGCGGAGCCUGAGCGUGCGGAGCCUGAGCGGGCGGAGCCUGGGGGUGCUGAGUCUGGGGGUGCUGAUCCUGGGGGUACUGAGCCUGGGGGUGCUGGGUCUGGGGGUACUGAGCCUGGCGUUGCUGAGUCUGGGGGUGCUGCGCCUGGAGUUGCUGAGCGUGGGGGUGCUGAGCCUGGUGGUGUUGCAGUUGACUGUGAGGCGCCUGGAGGACCUCCCUCUUCGCAGCAGCUGCGUGAGUGGUACUCACGGUACUGCAGCCUCCGGCGGGGUGAGUCUCGGGCUCGUGGUACUGCUGGAGUUGGUACUCGUGCUUCCCCACCACGGCGGGAGCCGCCCUCUUCCCCUCAGCUUCGAGAGUGGUACGCUCGGCACAUCAGUCUCUGUAGUGGAGCUGCUGGUGCUGGGGUCCCCGGAGUUGACGCUGCUGCGGGUGCUACGGACCCUGGUGCUGGAGGUGCUGCUGCUGCUGGCGGUGCUGCUGGAGGUACUGCUGCUGCUGGCGGUGCUACUGGAGGUGCUGCUAGUACUGAGGACCCGGGCGUUGGAGCUGCUGUGGGUGCUACGGACCCUGGUGCUGGAGGUGCAGCUGCUGCUGGCGGUGCUGCUGGAGGUACUGCUGCUGCUGGCGGUGCUGCUGGAGGUGCUGCUGGAGGUGCUGCGGACCCUGGUGCUGGAGGUGCUGCUGCUUCUGGAGGUGCUGCUGCUGCCGCUGGUGUCUCUGCUGGUUCGAGAGCUGCUGCACGGCCACGACCGUACUUUGUUCCGCUCCUUCAGCAGGUUCUUGGUCAGCCUCCUCCUCCUUGUUCUCCUCUCGCCUUAGAGUGUCCGCCGUCUGUCCAGUCACAGCCACAGUUACCGCCUGCCUCCCCACUCCCUGUGCCUGCUCCUUACACUGGUCCGACUGACGGUCUUGCUGAGAGACGUGAGCCUGCGUCACGUCCUGUGUCACCUGCGUCUCGUCGAGCGUCGCCUGUUCGAGCUGCUACCACUGGUAGUCGUGUCCCGCGUGAGCGUCCUCCUGCUGUCCCAGGCACACACCGGAUGGCGCUUCGUCAGUCCACUGCUCCGCAGCGUGUUGCUCUCCCGUCGCCUCCUGCGUCCUCUCUUUCUGCUCUUGCUGACCCGGAGUCAGACUCCCUUCGUGCUGCCAGUCCUACUGUCACACGUCUCCUGGCUACGGUUGUCACUGACCCUUCCUUUGAGUCCGCUGCUGCGUUUGCCCUAGUCACUAAGCUUGUCGACUUUGCAGCUGCGUGUCGUCUAGACUACGCAGCGAGUCUUGUUGCUGAGUCUGAGUCUGCGUGUCCUCCGUUCGUCGGGGGUGAGUGUGCUCUUGGCACGGACGUCCUUGAGGACAGGCAGGAGGAGUUUGGUUGCCUUGCCGCUGCUUUGCCCCAUCUCGUGUCCAUGCUUGUUGCCCCUGAGGGAGACCCGGAUGCACCAGACAUCCCGACCCCACGCUCUUACGCAGAGGCGAUGGCCGGUCCCUACUCCUCUCAGUGGCAGUCAGCCAUGGACACAGAGAUGGCUUCCUGGAAGUCCGCAGGCACCUACGUCGACGAGGUUCCCCCACCUGGGGCGAACAUCGUCAGUGGCAUGUGGAUUUUCAGGGUGAAGCGGCCGCCGGGCUCUCCGCCUGUCUUCAAGGCGCGUUACGUUGCACGAGGCUUCAGUCAGCGAGAGGGAGUUGACUUCUUCCAGACCUUCUCCCCGACCCCGAAGAUGACCACUCUUCGGGUUCUGCUACACGUCGCUGCUCAGCGUGACUACGAGCUCCACUCUCUUGACUUCAGCACAGCUUUCUUGCAGGGCAGCCUGCACGAGGAGAUCUGGCUGCGCCGCCCACCUUGCUUCACUGGGUCGUUCCCUCCUGGCACCCUGUGGAGCCUCCGGCGGCCAGUCUACGGUCUCCGCCAGGCGCCGCGUGAGUGGCACGACACGCUGAGGUUUACACUUUCGGCUCUUGGGUUUGCUCCUUCUACUGCUGACCCGUCGCUGUUUCUGCGCACCGACACCUCGCUGCCGCCGUUCUACAUCCUCGUGUACGUCGACGACUUGGUCUUUGCCACUGCGGACACUGCCGCACUCGCCCACGUGAAGUCCGAGCUGCAGAAGAGACACACGUGCACAGACCUGGGUGAACUGACAAGCUAUCUUGGCUUGCGGAUCACCCGGGACAGAGCACGCCGCACCAUUACCCUGACUCAGUCACACAUGGUGCAGCAGGUCCUUCAGCGCUUUGGCUUCACGUACUCCUCGCCUCAGUCCACUCCUCUGCCUACGGGUCACUCGCUCUCAGCUCUGCCUUCGGAUGAGUCCGUAGAGUCGAGUGGUCCGUAUCCAGAGCUUGUGGGCUGCCUCAUGUACCUGAUGACCUGCACUCGACCUGACCUAGCAUACCCUCUCAGCAUCUUAGCACGCUAUGUUGCUCCCGGCCGUCACCGGAAGGAGCACAUGGAUGCAGCUAAGAGGGUGUUGCGCUACUUGUGCAGUACGUCGGGCAUGGGGCUAGUGCUUGGAGGGCGAGACCGGCCUGUUCUCACUGGGCACUCAGACGCUUCUUGGGCAGACGACCAGGCUACUCAGUGGUCGUCUCAGGGUUACACCUUCAGUCUUGGCUCUGGCUCUGUCUCUUGGCGUUCUACUCGUUCUUCUUCUGUUCUCAGCUCCAGCUGUGAGGCUGAGAUCUACGCCACGGCCAUGGCUGCCCAGGAGCUUCGCUGGCUCACCUACCUGCUGACUGACCUUGGAGAGCAGCCUCGUUCUCCUCCAGUGCUGUACGUCGACAACAAGGCAACCAUUGCCUUGUGCCAGGAGCACAGACUGGAGCACAGGACGAAGCACAUUGCUCUGCGUUACUUUCUAGCUCGAGAGCUACAGCAGCGUGGUCAGCUUCUUCUGCGUUACGUGGCCACUGAGGCCAACACUGCUGAUGUGUUCACCAAGGCGCUUCCGCCUGUUGACCAUCAGCGUUUUUGCACUCUUCUAGGCCUUGUGCCGACUGUUUCUCACUUACUUACUUCUUGA